Messenger RNA from Kwoniella shivajii, 306 nucleotides. RefSeq lists its product as uncharacterized. NCBI's taxonomy places the organism in Eukaryota, Fungi, Basidiomycota, Tremellomycetes, Tremellales, Cryptococcaceae. The transcript is spliced from 3 exons. The coding region runs from base 1 to 306 and encodes 101 amino acids. The record is from RefSeq and is a predicted model, not a curated record.
AUGCCAGCUGUUAAACGAGAAUCAUCCUCUACACCUUCUUCCGAGUUCAUUAAAUCGUCUCCACCUUCUACUCCCAGUCCCAAGAAAUCUAAACCUUCUCCGAAGAAAGGGUCCGCCGAUAAGCCUAGAAAAGCGUACGAAACUUGGACCGCCGAAGAAGAUCGGAUUUUUAUUGAAAUAAUGGAUAAAGUUUUGAAAAAUCAUCUUUACCCAGAAGUUAAAGCGGAUGGAAGAUUAACAAGGGAAAGCCCAGCUGUUAGAGCUCAUCUAACUUCUAUGAUGAACAAAUUAAAAAAGAGCCCUUAA